AUGCUGGACCUUCGCCAGGAAAUAUCGAACCACGUUUCUAUGGUUUUCGUGACUCACAUGCCUGAGUCAGCCAGAGAGAACACGUUCCUCUUGUUGUUUCAGGACAUGUUUUCAGGUUACGUGAUCUGUAAAUCCAUGCCAUCUACAACUGCUCAAGAUGUCGCUGAGGCUUAUGAGGAGCAAGUGUUCCAGAGAUUUGGGGCGUCUUCCAUGAUACGUCACGAUCAAGACCCGCGGUUCAUGAGUGAAGUCUUCACAAGCCGACAACGUUUUACACUCGGAUACCGCCCACAAGCGAAUGAGCAGCAGGAGAGAUCUAUACAAACGGUCACCCGGAGUGUUCGAGCAUACGUCGCCGAGAUGGAUCAGUCCGAUUGA
Molecule: messenger RNA, 378 nt
Organism: Phytophthora megakarya
Lineage: Eukaryota; Oomycota; Peronosporomycetes; Peronosporales; Peronosporaceae
Source: the annotation of a GenBank genome assembly